Messenger RNA from Dermochelys coriacea (leatherback sea turtle), 1655 nucleotides. RefSeq names its product ficolin-2-like. The record is from RefSeq and is a predicted model, not a curated record. The transcript has 12 exons. NCBI's taxonomy places the organism in Eukaryota, Metazoa, Chordata, Testudines, Dermochelyidae. The coding region runs from base 463 to 1461 and encodes 332 amino acids.
AAUUUGCUGUAAAAGGUGCUGUUCCCGCCCAGAAGAGCAGAUCCUAUGUCCACUGAUUGGGAAUUGAAUGUCCUUAAAAUUCAGUUGUAAUGUAACUGCCAGUUCACUGUCAUGUUCCACUUACAAAACUCUACGUUCAGUGUAAAUCCCCCGGCUCACCAAAGGGAAACCAGAAGAAUGAAACCAGAAGGGCACAGGAGGUUUUAUAUUAUUAAAAAAAAAAAGUGUCAACCCUUUUGAGGAUUUCCAUGCAUCUAGGUGGCAACGCUUCCUCUACAGUGAUCUCGGGAGGGGAAAAAAGUGGACUAGGGAGACUGGCUGAGGAGACUGAGAGGUCAGAGGUGGAGCUUAAUAUUAUAAUUUGUGUUGCCUGGAAAACUGUCAGAGCACUGAAAUGCUAAAGCAGAGGAGAGGGCAGUGAGAAGACGACUGGAGCUGCUGUUGCUGAGACCAGCACCAGCCAUGGGGAGGGCUGCCCAGCAAACUCUCCUCUCCGUACUCUGCCUAGCAGCUGUGGUUUGUGAGGCUCAGGACACCUGCCCAGAAGUGAAAAUGGUGGGUCUUGGUGGUAAUGAGAAGCUCGCUAUUCUGCAAGGAUGCCCUGGUGUUCCUGGUGCCACAGGUCUCAAAGGAGAACCCGGAGCUGCAGGAACGAAAGGAGAAAAGGGAACUCAGGGGAGCCUUGGGAAGAUGGGACCAGCUGGGGAGAAAGGAGAGAAGGGUGACAUUGGUGUUCCUGGUCUGAAAGGAGAUAAAGGAGACAGUGGAGUAUCUGGAACUAUAACUGAGGAGGAACUGAAGGACGUACACUGUAAGACAGGAGCGAAGAACUGCAAGGAAUUGUUAGCCAGAGGGAACAUCAUGAGCAGCUGGUACACCAUCUACCCCCAUGACUGUAACGCCACAACUGUGCUGUGUGACAUGGACACAGAUGGAGGUGGAUGGAUAGUGUUCCAGAGGCGGGUGGAUGGUUCAGUGGACUUUUUCCGUGACUGGCAUUCAUACAAGAGAGGUUUUGGCAGCCGCCUGACAGAAUUCUGGUUGGGAAAUGACAAUAUUCACCUAUUAACCUCUUUUGGAGAUAAUGAACUUCGCAUUGAUCUCACAGAUUUCGAUAACAGCCAUGCAUUUGCCAAGUACAAGUCAUUCAAAAUUUUAGGAGAGACUGAAAAUUACAAGCUGAUUCUUGGAGAUUUCCUUGGGGGUAAUGCAGGGGAUUCGUUAUCCGGCCACAACAACAUGCUGUUCUCCACUAAAGACAGACAGCAAGAUCCUGGUUCGAACGCAUGUGCAACAACCUACAAGGGGGCCUGGUGGUAUGGUAGCUGCCAUUCUUCCAACCUGAAUGGGAUGUACUGGCUGGGAGCCCACAGCAGCUUUGCAGACGGGGUGAACUGGCAGGCAGGCAAAGGGUACAACUACUCCUACAAACGGUCCGAAAUGAAAUUCAGGCCCGUUUAGCCCAGCCAUCACACAGCAUCAACCUUACCUUACCUGCCAGCUGAGGUUUCCCGUGGUUCAUCUAGUAGCAGUACAAGGUGGAGAGAGACAGAGUUAUGGAUCAAAGGGUUUGAGAACUGGAAAUCCUUCACAUGCGGUCUGCUCUGCAUUGCCGAUCAUUUUGAGAACUAAAUAAAACGUUUCUUUACAAUGGA